Alligator sinensis (Chinese alligator) is the source of this 4452-nucleotide messenger RNA. It is a transcript of the gene TMEM47, whose product is annotated as transmembrane protein 47. Lineage: Eukaryota; Metazoa; Chordata; Crocodylia; Alligatoridae. Gene Ontology annotation, cellular component: cell-cell junction. The transcript has 3 exons. The annotation marks the transcript as partial. Gene Ontology annotation, biological process: cell-cell adhesion. The record is from RefSeq and is a predicted model, not a curated record.
CCGCUGAAGCUGGUGGGGCUGGUGUGCAUCUUCCUGGCGCUCUGCCUGGACCUGGGCGCCGUGCUGAGCCCGGCCUGGGUAACGGCCGACCACCAGUACUACCUGUCCCUCUGGGAGUCCUGCCGCAAGCUCAGCGACCUGGACUGGAUCUGCGAGUCCACCCUGCACAGCGACUGGCAGAUAGCUACUCUUGCUUUGCUUUUGGGUGGUGCUGCCAUCAUUCUCAUCGCUUUCCUGGUUGGAUUGAUCUCUAUCUGCGUAGGAUCUCGGAGGCGCUUCUAUAGACCAGUGGCAGUCAUGCUAUUUGCAGCAGUUGUUCUUCAGGUGUGCAGCCUAGUCCUUUAUCCAAUCAAGUUCAUCGAGACGGUCAGCUUGAAAAUAUACCAUGAGUUCAACUGGGGCUAUGGCCUGGCUUGGGGUGCAACUAUAUUUUCAUUUGGGGGUGCCAUCCUUUAUUGCCUGAACCCUAAGAACUACGAAGACUACUACUAGAAUUGUUUAGUUUAACAAAGCAAAAGAAGAAAAAAAAUAACAAAAAUAACAAAAAGGAUUACUCCAUCUUUUCUAACUCUCAGUUUUUUUAGAACACUUGUGGAGCACCAGACAGUCUGCUCUGUGGAUAAAGUAGCCUUUGCCUUUUGGCUGUGAACGCUGUAACCAGCUUUUACGUUCAAGAGAACACACAUAAAACGGCAGAUUAAAAACGGCUGAUCUUGCAUAGACAAAUGCUGCAAACUGUUGAUACAUUGACUUCAUUCUUCUUGACAACAAGCAAAGGAUCUACAUGACAAAUCAUUAUGAGAAAAGUAGUUGGAAUGAAAAUGCCCAUAUCUGCCAUUGCCUGCAGGGGAGCAGCUGGCAUGAGCUCUAUUUAGAAGUUUUCUUAUAUCAUGGAGAAUUCAAAGGUUGUUUUGAGCAGGCAGUACCAUUUUAUACAAUGAGCUAGCCUCUGGUCACGUAUUUGAAAAAUCUUUUGGGGAAUCAGUUGCAAGUGGAUGUAUGUUAGAGACUGUGAGUGGAACUGGUUAGUGACUUUCCUAAUAUCUGCAUUCAGAAGUCUCUGGAAAAAAGGAGGAGUUUAUGCAUUGGUGAUCCAUAUUUUCCCAACAAUGGGUGGCAAAUCACUGAAGGAAGACAGAACCUAAAAACACAUGUUUCUAAUUAUGUGGCUGGAAGUUGUCUCAGCUCUGAGCAUUGUGGAGGGAGGAAGGGAGGGGCUAAACGAAGGUAAAAGAGGGCCUCAUUUCCUUGAGGUAUAUAAAAUGCAUGCAGAAGCUACAUUUGUCUUAAAUAUCAUUUUAAUUUCAAACAUCACAGUAAAAAAUGCAUAAUGAGUCCAAGUAAGUAUUUUUAUAGAAGGUAUUUGUUAGUACAAAUAAAUAUAUAAAAAAUAUAUAGGUAAUGAAUCCUCACACAGAGGAAGACACAUAUAUUACAUCUAAAAGUAAUAUUAGCUAUGGUGCAGCGGUUAAAGCACUAACUUUAUGCACAUUCUCCAGAGUAUUGGACUAGUAUCUCUAAUUUGGGUUGGUAUUACAAAAUAAAUAUAAUGUCAAAUGCUCUGUUCUCUCUGUAUGUCCUUAUAGAAGCUCAGUUUUGAUGGAAAAUGUGUAAAAGUUCAUAUAAAGUUAAGUUUGAACAGAAUGAAAUGAUUAGCUGAUGAUGUCAUAAUUUGGUAAUUAUUACAUUUUUUAAUGCUGGUUUAAAACGAAGUUUUAAACAGAAUUGCCAUUUUAAAAAAUCCAUUAAACUCAUGAGUGUCUUCAGUCAACAAAAAUAUAGUUGAGACGAAGUCAUGCACAAGAACUGUUAUCAGUAUGGUAUAUCAGCUUUAUAAGUUACAUUUGUUUUUUCCCCGUUUGAGUUUAUAAUAAAUUGUCAAAAAAAUAUGCUUCUAAAGAUGGUUUCCCACAUAAAACAUAUAGACACUCCAAAUGAAACGAGACCUAAGUUAAAUUGGGAAAACUUUUAAAUUCACUUACCCUGAAUAACUUUUAUUUUUGAUUAAAAAUUGCUUAUUUGGGUCCUUUCAAUUAAUGGUGAGCAUAUUUUUAUACACCUGAUACAGUUAUAAUAUACAAGUUUAGAAAGAAUUAUUUUUGUUAAUGGGAAAAUUUAAAAUAUAACCUAUUUGGUCCUUUUUGGGGGAAAAAUAAUCUUCUCCUGUAUUGCUGUUAUAUAGCUAGUUCCAAAAAGUGAUUGCAAAAUUAGGACCACAUAUAAAGUGCUAAAUGGACACACCUUGGUUCACAGAGAGGAAGGAGGUUCUAAGAAAGGAGCUUAUACAUCCCACUUGUGUAAGGGGUAUAUAGCCACAAUUCUGCCUUUAGAAUGGUGUUUAUUAACUCACUGCUGUCAGACAAGAACUAGUUCUGAAUUCUGGGCCUUACUGCAGUAAAAUGUGUAGUACAGUAUGUAGUACUGCAGUAGAGUGUUCAGUAUAGGCACUGUUCCCUGGACCAGUAGUGUUAGCUAGACUAGGAUGACCAAGAAAAAUGGUGGUUUCACGUAAUGUGAUGAAGGACAAAAGCUAUGGGGACAUGAGGAAAAAGAGAAGAGCAUCUGUUUGUCUUGCAGGUAUUUGAACAUGUUUCUAACUAUACUUUUCUGAAACACACUUGAAGCAGAGACCUGGAGUGUAGUUAACUGUGACUUUCUAAACUACAGUGUAACUGCUUUUAAUGUGCAUGAGAGGAAGAUAAUGGGUUGCAACAGGAUUUAGCCUAAUUUUUAAAAAGCCUAUUGUGAAAGCUCUCUGUUCUUUUCUAGAGGAGUGAUACUUUGGGUGAUGACAAUUACCUGACACUGUUUAGUCUGAGAAGAAAAUGCAUAAAAUGAUAGAUCAGCAUCAUCGUUCUUAAUCUUAACAAAUCCCAUCUCUCUAUAGAGCUAGAGAGAAAAACAUGCAGCAGACUAAGACACAGAAGCAUAAAUUGCAUAUAUACAUUGGAAAACAUGGAAUUCUUACAUAAAAGCACCAUUCAGCAAUUCUUUUUAUUUUUUUCUAAAAAUUUUGGCCAUCUAAAGUCAGGUUCCUAUUUCCAUAAAACACUCAGGGUUCCUAUACACGUGUGUGGAAACUGCUCCAAUGCACUAGAAAUCUAGCGCGUCAGAGCAGACUCGAUUAAUCAAGUCUGCUGGAGCACAGAAAUUGACAUGCUGCAUCGUGCGUAUCAAUGUCACUGUGCAUUUCCAUGCUGAAAAAAUAGCAGCGCUGCUCUUUGAAAUAAAACAUAUUCAACGAGCUUUAGUUCAAAGUGUCCCACCACUAUUUUUUCAGUGUGGGAAUGUGCAGCAACGCUGAUACAUGUGACACAUGGGCACUUUUAAUUAGCACAGCUUGCUAAUUAUGCACCCAGCGACACAUCCCACAACACAUGUAAAAAUGCCCUCAGAUUUCCAGAGAUUCUUACACCUAUAUCUUCCAUGGAAUAUAUGGUAUCUGCUCACCUCUUAAGGUCAGGUCCUUCAUAUUUAGGUGCUUAAGAUAAUGGAUAUAGGUACCUUAAUUUAGCUUAUGCUACUGCUGCUUCUCCCCCGCCCCUCCCCAGUCAAGAUUGGCAACUCUGACAUGUUUCAGUGCUGAAUUAAAAGUAAAUGCAGUGUAGAACUGAACUAUUUUUCUACCCACAAAAUAAACCACUCUUGUGUUUCAGAGUGUAUAUAAAAUAGCUCUUUCAUUUUUAUAUAUUAUUCUUGUAUCAUGCCGUCACCACUUCAGUUGUAUUUGGCUUUAUCUCACUAGCAGGAUAAUUUUUCACAAAACAAGCCCAUUGUUUAUCUUCCAAAUAUAUAUAAAUAUAUAUAUAGCAGACUUGCAAGCAGGGCUAGUUCUUUGUAUUUUUUAAGCUUAAGGUAUGCCGUCCAGUGCUGAAAAGUACCUAGCACCUCUUUUGGAUUUCUUGCACAACUACAUUUAGCUUUUGUAAGUUCAACAUGUAAAUUUUAAAGACAUAAAUAUAGAGAGACCUAUGUGUUUGAAAAAAAAAAGAUAUAUAUGGAUUAGCAUGUAAUUGUAUAUUAUUAAACAUGCAAUGAACUGAUUGGUAAGUGAAGUCUAAUCUUAUGGCUAGCAAUGUAAUUUAUUCAGACUGUAUUUUUGUACAGAACAGUGCACACUAACCUAUUGCCUCUGUGUCCUCUAUAAUGCCUAAAACUGUGCCUAGAGAUCUCAUUUCUGUCUUCAAAAAACAAAUUACUAAGUACUUCAUGCUGUUGAUGGUAUUAGUUUCCCUAAUGUUGUUCUUUAUUUAUUUUUAAAAAGUAUGUGGUGUGUUUAUUAAACAAAUUCAUCAAAAUGUGGUUCAUUUUUAAUGGUCAUUGUUAGGGAGACAUGACAUGUUUCUUAUCUAAACUGUUUUAAGUUUGCAGUUUUAUUACCAUUUCUGCAUUUCACAACUUUUGUAGCUUACAUAAAGUUAUGUGGAAAAAGUAACUAAAAAUAAAAAAAAA